AUUUUCUAUUUACGGAGAAAAAGAAAAAGAAAAGAAAAAAAGGGAAAAAGUUGAAAACCCGUGUAUCUGGGAGAAUUUGUAUGGCAUGAGGAGGAGGUGAAUCAAAUCUUCCAUACCCUGCGAAAACCCUAAUUUCGUGCUCCAAGGGGCCACGUCCAACACCAAAGUCUUUCGAAGACGAUGAUGCAUAACUCAACCGACGAUUCGGAAUGGGAAGUGAGACCUGGUGGUAUGCUCGUCCAACGAAGAGACGACGACGCUGCCUCCUCCGACCAACCUCUCCAGGAUCCCGACUCUGCUUCCGCCGUUUUUGCUCAGACGAUUAGGAUUUUCGUUUCCCAUGGCUCAUCUCAGCACGAUCUUCAUGUCUCUGCGCACGCCACUUUUGGGGAUGUGAAGAAAGCCCUUGUCCAGAAAACUGGGCUAGAGGCUAGUGAGCUGAAGAUCUUGUUCAGGGGAGUUGAGAAAGAUGACGCUGAACAAUUGCAAGCUGCUGGUGUUAAGGAUGGGUCUAAGCUUGUCCUCGUGGAGGAUCCUAAUAAGAGAGUGGAACAAGUUGAACAGCCUCCAGUGAUGACCGAAGAGAUGGCAAAGGCAAUUGCUGCAGUUGGCGCAGUCACAGGAGAAGUCGAUAAGCUCUCGGAUAGGGUUGUUGCUUUAGAGGUUGCUGUGAAUGGAGGGACUAAAGUUGCAGUGGAGGAGUUUGACAUGACUGCAGAGUUUCUCAUGAGGCAGCUGCUCAAAUUGGAUGGCAUUGAGGCAGAAGGGGAAGCUAGAGUACAGCGAAAGGCAGAGGUACGUAGGGUCCAAAAGUUGCAGGAGGUUGUGGAUACGUUGAAGGCGAGAUAUUCAAAUCCUUUUGUGGAUCAGAGCAAAGCCGCAGCUGUAAGCACGGAGUGGGAAUCUUUUGGAAACGGUGUUGGAAGUUUGAACCCUCCUCCUCCAGCUUCUCCUUCUGCCAAUGUAACUCAGGAUUGGGAGAAAUUUGACUGACAUUUUAUUAUUGUUAUGCUGCCAAAAAAAUAGAAUUGGCUUGUUCCUUUUUCCUUUAUGGACAAAUGACCAUUUUGAACAAAAAAAAAAAAAUCGGUUUUUUACUCAAGUGUCUAUAUGAAUUUUUGUAGUAUCUGAAUCUGAAAUAUAUGUUUU
Molecule: messenger RNA, 1149 nt
Organism: Eutrema salsugineum
Lineage: Eukaryota; Viridiplantae; Streptophyta; Magnoliopsida; Brassicales; Brassicaceae
Product: BAG family molecular chaperone regulator 4
Exons: 4
Coding region: 181-993 (270 amino acids)
Biological process (GO): protein stabilization
Cellular component (GO): cytoplasm
Molecular function (GO): adenyl-nucleotide exchange factor activity; protein-folding chaperone binding
Source: RefSeq, a predicted model, not a curated record